UGCGCGUGGAAUUGGCGCUCAGUUUAACACGCGCCGGCGUACCGUGCGUCUCGUUUAUAAUUUUUCCUCCAAUUGUUCAAUCACCCGGUGGAUGGAUGGCGAUUUAAAAGGUUACGUGCGACGCGUCGGGUACUAGGGAGACAAUUCAUCGUCGUGUUGUGUUUUGUUUUCUCUCCUCGACGCCAACGGCCGAGGGAUCCGUGCGCGGCGAUGAUCCACGUCGCGAAUGUCCGCGUCAUCCGCGUGUAGAGUGGUGUUCCGCGGCUCGCAGCAUCUGUCAGUGUUCCCGCGGUACGUUUGAUCGUAGGGUUUCGUUUCCUCCUUUACAUCAUCGGUGCAGCGCGAGAUGACGAGCGAGACCCCGAAAGUGGAGUUCGCUCUCGGCAGCGAAGUCUCGCCGGGUCGCUUCUUCAAGAGCGCGUUCGCGCGAAAUUUCAUCAGUAGCGGCCGCGAUUGCAAGUCCCUGGAUUACGAGUUGCUCGACAACGUCGAGAGGAACGAGGAUGACCGUAACAACAACGGACGGAACAACAAUUUUUUCUCGCUCGUGAAUUUCGCGGACGGCAGACCGGCGAACGGCGACGACGCGGCGCGAACCACCACUUUCUGGGAGCAACCGAAGCCGAAGGAGGCGGCACAGCCGGCUGCAGAUGCGAAUGAAUUGGAGAAACUUCGAAAGCAAUGCCAGUCGUUGAAGAAGGAAAACCGAAGGUUGCAGAGCGCCUUCCUGCAAAACGUCUUUCUUCAAGCGCGAGUCGACACGCUCCAAUGGCAGGUCAAACAGGUCGAAUCGAACAGGCAAAUGUAUCGUUCUACGAUGGAACAGGUGGCUCAUUUCUUGGGCCGGGCUCACAGGAGCCUGGAGAUCCUGCAUGCCAAGGAAAAUUCCAAGGACAAGAGACGUGUGCCACGUAGCCGCAGCGUGCACACGGUGAUGCACGCGGAUCCAUCGCCAAGUCGCGGAAACGCAACGCCAUCGUCCUCGUCGACAUCCUCGCCGUUCACACGCGCCAAAUCGGUCACACAGAUCAGUUCGCCAAGCCCUACCUGCUUCCGCGAGUUCACCUGGUCGGUUCUGCGAAGAAACGACCCGGUGCACUGUACAACGCCACGUGUUAAGCCACCGCUGGAUCUCAGUAAGACGAACGACGUUCCCGAUAACGUCGUUUAUCGCGAACCCAAGCAGACAGAACUGAACCCGGAUGAGAUACCACCGGAGAAGUUGUCUCAGGAGGCGUUUAGGUUAUUGAGGACCGUCGAGUCCUUGCUGUCGAUGCGAGAGCCCGAUUUAGCGAGAAUGACGCCGGUCGAGGAAAAUGGAUCUCCUUCUCCUACGGUGGAUCACCAUCGUCAUCAUGACACGUCUUUCUCCCUAUCGAGCAGUAACUUCGCCAAUUCGACAACCUUACAAGAAGCCACAGUCUCUUCUGGAUGCUCCAAUAGUAGUCGCGGAAACGAAUCGAGCAGCGGUCAUCAGGACGACAGUAGAUCGUCAAGCCUCGUCAAAACGUCUGUCAUCGAGUUUACCCGAAAUUUGCAGAGCUUCGUACCGAAUGUGAGAAGGUCACCUGACACUGCCUCCUGGAACUCGAGUAGCAGUAAAACGACAGAAGAGGAGGACAUUCUCGCGCUUGCCGCGUCAUCAAAUGGAGUCACGUCCAACGGUACACCAAUUUCGACGCUCAGCAGGGCUACGAAGCGAUUAGAGAAGAAAGAAUCAACAGGUCUAGCUGGUAAACCUAAAGUAAAACCGGCCAGCAGUCCGGUGAGCAGCGCCGAGGGCGAAAGUGGAUUCUUCUCGAUCAGCUCCUUCCAGGAGGUAGGCCUACCUGCUUCGGCAACCCUAUCGAUCACGCCGAUGAAAGGCUGCCACACCGAGGUAGGUCUUCCGGAAGUGCCUCUAGACAAGACUAGGCAUCGACGGUGGUCCUCCACACCGGCGGAGAUUCAGGCGCUCUUCAAACAGCAUCGAGCAAGCAUCGGCGGCAUGCCGCAAACCACCACUGAGUCCGUCAGCGUUUGUUGGGUUUGAGUGUCGCGGGUGCCGCGCCGAUUAUGAUCCCACCGCAAACAAUCGUCAUGGUUUUAGUCGGAUCUCGCAGACUAGACUAACUCGGACCACGAGCAUGAUUUUCAGGAAUAAUACUUAGAUAAAUCGAUAGAAAAUAUUCAUACGGAAAGGACGGUUCUGUUGAAAUGUUUAAAAAUUUAGCUCCAUAUAGAUCUGAAAAUAAUUUUAUUAAACCAAAAUCAAAAUAAUUAUGUAGGACGUUUAAGAUGGUUGCUGAAAUGCUAACAUUUUUUUUUGCAGCAUUAUUUAACAUACUUGAGAUUUCUACGUGAUUAUUUUGAUGAUUUAAGAAAAUUAUUUUCAAAUCUGUGUCUAGCUAAGUUUUUAGAUAUUCCAGUAAAUAGUUCUUUCCGUGCAGUAACUUUGUAAAUAAUUUCUUACGCAGUCGCUUCUUUCGUUACGUUGAUAAAAUAUGUAGAACAAUAGUGAUGAAGCGAUCGAUAAUAAUUGCGAUUCGUUCGAUCGCUCCGAUAAGAUGACUUAAGGUACAUGAAACGUUGUUUCGUUGCUACACGGUACGAUACCGAUGCAUGCAAUUUGUUAAACUUUCUUAUAAGAAAAUUAUUUAUCGGAAUGUAUUAACGAAAAUAAAAAGCCGUAUAAAGAAAAUAAGAAUUGAUAUACGCGUGCGUAACUGAGCAAGUUUCGUAGAUGCGGCCAUUCUAAGUAUAGAAAAGAAGGGAUAAUCCCGACAUUUUGCAAUCAGCCAUAUUUCUUGUAGUUUCAUUGUAUGGAAAGAAUGCUUUUGCUAAAUUAUUUAAAAUUUAGCUAAAUGCCGAUCAGAAAAUAAUUUUGUGGACCAUCAAAAUAAUUGCAUAGAAAGUGGAUUGCUAAAUCAUCAAAACAUUGUUUAUUACGCUUGAAAGUCCAAUAUAGUUAUUUUAAUGGUCCAACAAAAUUAUUUUCACACCUCUAUCUGGCUAAAUUUUCAGACAGCAAAACUAUUUUUUUCACUGAUAUUCCGUAUUUAUUAAUAACGAUGAAACUUCUACCCAUCCCUGCAAAUGUACAUAUCGCGCGAUUAUCGAUGAUUUCGUGCAUGACAAUGAUUUUGUUCACCAGAACGGGCAAGUUUAAGAAAUCUUUGAGUACAUUUUGCAAUUGACAAUUGAUCAUUCUCAUUUGACCAUUAUUGAUUAAUUAGGCAUUAUUAACAAAUUAAUUAUUUUUCGAUUCGAGUUAAUUUGAUUCAGUUCGAAUAUAAAACUAU
Acromyrmex echinatior (Panamanian leafcutter ant) is the source of this 3281-nucleotide messenger RNA. RefSeq lists its product as uncharacterized. The record is from RefSeq and is a predicted model, not a curated record. Lineage: Eukaryota; Metazoa; Arthropoda; Insecta; Hymenoptera; Formicidae.